Molecule: messenger RNA, 442 nt
Organism: Hibiscus syriacus
Lineage: Eukaryota; Viridiplantae; Streptophyta; Magnoliopsida; Malvales; Malvaceae
Product: sedoheptulose-1,7-bisphosphatase, chloroplastic-like
Exons: 2
Coding region: 31-393 (120 amino acids)
Biological process (GO): fructose 1,6-bisphosphate metabolic process; gluconeogenesis; fructose metabolic process
Cellular component (GO): cytoplasm
Molecular function (GO): fructose 1,6-bisphosphate 1-phosphatase activity
Source: RefSeq, a predicted model, not a curated record
CAUAAUUUAGUAACUUUUAUCUUUUUUUUAAUGAAACAGUUGAUCAACUAUUAUGUGAGAGAGAAGUACACAUUGAGGUACACUGGUGGAAUGGUACCUGAUGUCAACCAGAUCAUUGUAAAAGAGAAGGGUAUAUUCACAAAUGUGGCCUCACCGUCAGCCAAGGCCAAGCUGAGAUUGUUGUUUGAGGUUGCACCAUUGGGGUUCUUGAUUGAGAAAGCCGGCGGUUACAGCAGCGACGGUCAACAAUCGGUGCUCGACAAAGUGAUCACGAACCUCGACGACAGGACUCAAGUCGCGUACAGUUCGAAAGCCGAGAUUAUCCGGUUCGAAGAAACUCUAUACGGAUCGUCCAGGCUCAGUGCAGGGGUCCCUGUUGGAGCUACUGCCUAAAUAAACAAUGUUUCACUUGCAUUUUCUUUUCCUUGUACCUUAAUCAUGU